UCUCUCUCUCUCUCUCUCUCUCUCUCUCUUUUCAAACCCUCCCCUCCCUCUCCUUCUCUCCCCUCCGAGGCCACUAGACUCGCCUUGUCCAUGGCGGCGCUGAUCCGAUCGGGGCGAUCCGUGGGCGGAUCGGCGGCGAGGCGACGGAUCUCGUCGUCGGCGGCGGCGUCGGAAGCGUGGGAUCGCUCUCCGGCGAGCCUCGGCCGCGAGGGAGCGGCGGAGAUUGGGGUUCCGGCGAGACGGGGCGUGCGGUGGGUGUUCCUGGGGUGCCCCGGGGUGGGGAAGGGGACCUACGCGAGCCGCCUCUCUCAGCUCCUCGGCGUGCCCCACGUCGCCAUGGGGGAUCUCGUCCGCGACGAGCUCGCCUCCCCCGCCCCGCUCGCCAAGGAGUUGGCUGGAAUUGUGAAUCAAGGUAAACUGGUACCGGAUGAGAUUAUCGUAAAUUUGUUGUCCGAGCAUCUAAAAAAUGGAGAAGCUAAAGGUGAAUCGGGGUUCAUUCUUGAUGGCUUUCCACGAACGAUUAGACAAGCGGAGAUACUAGAGGGAGUGGCUGAUAUUGACCUAGUGAUAAACCUUAAGCUCAGAGAAGAAGCACUGCUUAUGAAGUGCCUUGGGAGAAGGAUUUGCCGCGAAUGUGGAGGGAACUUUAAUGUGUCAUCUGUAGACAUUAAAGGCGGGGAUGGGAGGCCGCAUAUUUACAUGCCCCAGAUUCUACCUCCGGAACAAUGCUUGUCAAAGCUCGUAAUACGUGAAGAUGAUGCUGAUGAAAAGGUGGUGAAGACAAGGUUACGUAUAUAUUUCGAUGUGACACAGCCAGUUGAGGAGUUCUAUCGCAGCCGAGGGAAGCUCUUGGAGUUCGACUUACCGGGGGGAAUCCCCGAGUCUUGGCGAAAGUUAUUGGAAGCACUGAAUCUCGAAGACCCCGCUAACAGGCAAUCAGCUGCUUUAUAGAUCUCUUACAACUCUUCAAAUGUGUAUAGUGCAUACUGUUGGUGAUUAUUAAACCACAAUUCAUUACAAGUACCUCAAACUAACCGAUCCAUUCGAAACAAUGUUCGUCACUCAUAACGAACUGAUAUGAUUCAUAUUAGGUGUAAGAAUACAGAUUUGCAUCAAAAUGUGUAAUGAUGUUGUGUACAGUAGUAAUGUUGUCAGAAAAUUGUUCGAGGGCUUUUGUUUUUUCUUUUUUUUUUGGCCGUCUGUCAAAACUCAAAUGCGAAAUGCUUUAGAAUAAUUGUGUUUUUGCUGCA
Molecule: messenger RNA, 1250 nt
Organism: Ananas comosus (pineapple)
Lineage: Eukaryota; Viridiplantae; Streptophyta; Magnoliopsida; Poales; Bromeliaceae
Product: probable adenylate kinase 6, chloroplastic
Exons: 4
Coding region: 91-951 (286 amino acids)
Biological process (GO): nucleobase-containing compound metabolic process
Cellular component (GO): cytoplasm; mitochondrion
Molecular function (GO): AMP kinase activity; ATP binding
Source: RefSeq, a predicted model, not a curated record